GCUCCUCCCUUGGUAUUACAUUUCAGUCAUUGUUUUGUAAACGAACCACAAAGCAAACGUCUAAAAAGCCCGUUGUUGAAGAUUGCUGUCAGUUUUCGAAAAUAGAGUAUCAUCUGAUCAAAUGACUGUCCAGCAACAUUUAGAUAUGACACCUAAGCGUGGCCUCAUCACCGACACAUAUAAGGUUGUAAAGAAAGCAAGGAGAGGUGGCAAGAAAGACAAGUCUCCUUCGCCACCAAGAGCAGAGCCUGAGCCCCCACAGCUGAGUGAAAGAGAAAAAGAACUACUGGAGCUGAAGAAGUUUGAUUUGGACUGGAGGUUCGGACCAUGCACAGGGAUCAGUCGACUGCAGAGAUGGGAGAGGGCCGCACUGCAUGGGAUGGAUCCCCCACAGGAGAUUAAAGACAUUCUACUGAAGGAGAAAACUGACCGAGAGUACACACAGAGUCUCUGGAGCGACUAUCCACUCUGAAGAACAGGGAAAAAGGCAGAAUUUGGUGGAAGGAAAGAAAAUAGUCUUUGUUUUUGAUUGUUUGACAUUUUGUACCAAGUGUUUGACCAGUUACACUACACUUUAUUAAAAAAAAAUAUCCAAAUGC
Xyrauchen texanus (razorback sucker) is the source of this 599-nucleotide messenger RNA. It is a transcript of the gene pold4, whose product is annotated as DNA polymerase delta 4, accessory subunit. Gene Ontology annotation, cellular component: delta DNA polymerase complex. Gene Ontology annotation, biological process: DNA-templated DNA replication; DNA synthesis involved in DNA repair. Lineage: Eukaryota; Metazoa; Chordata; Actinopteri; Cypriniformes; Catostomidae. The record is from RefSeq and is a predicted model, not a curated record. The transcript has 5 exons. Bases 122 to 472 code for a protein of 116 amino acids. Gene Ontology annotation, molecular function: DNA-directed DNA polymerase activity.